This is a messenger RNA of Micromonas pusilla CCMP1545, 695 nucleotides long. RefSeq lists its product as uncharacterized. The coding region runs from base 133 to 594 and encodes 153 amino acids. NCBI's taxonomy places the organism in Eukaryota, Viridiplantae, Chlorophyta, Mamiellophyceae, Mamiellales, Mamiellaceae. The transcript has a single exon. The record is from RefSeq and is a predicted model, not a curated record.
CCGCGCGACGCGUAUCGCGCCACCCCGCGGGGAGGCAUCGAGCGGCGAGCUUCCUGAUAUCGCUUACGAGCGUUACCCGUCCGGCGUGAACCCGCGGCGCGCGACGUCGAGUCACCCGCUCGCGCGAGCGAAAUGACGACGACGGUCGAGGGCGUAACAAACUUACCCUCGCCCGAGAAGGUUGAAGCAACGAACUUGCUUCGUCUCGACGAGGCGUAUCAAGGACGCGCGAUGUUCGUGAAGGUGAAGUGCGUCGACGGCGAGGCCCCGAGCCAGCUCUCGCAUCACCCGGAGCUUCGAUUCCGGUUCCCCCCGCGCGUGCGCGACGAGCCGCCGGUCAUAUUCAACGGAGUCAGCAUCCAGGUGCGAGGGUUCUUCUUCCGCUCGGUCCGCGAGAUUUCACUUUCGAGGCGACGCGUCGUGUACACGUCCUCCCCCUCGAGGCAUAUCGCUUCUCUCUCUGAACGCGUCGCGCCUUCUCUUCUCCACGCGAGCGCAGGCGACGGACGACGUGGAAAUACGCAUGCGCCGCGACCGCGCCGGGUGCUUCGUGAGCACGGACGAGAUCUUCGUCUUUCACUCCGCGCCGUUUGAGAUUUACUGCGAAAAAGAACGCUGGGCGACGGGCGUCUUGACGCGCCGCGCCGCGGAGGGCGCGACGACCUCUCCGAAAUGGACGCUCGAGCUGUCCCCGU